AUGAUGAUGAUGCAUCUCUUAUUGUUGUUCGUUCUUAUCGUUGAAUGUUCGAGCUGGGGUAAUAUAAAUGUGUCCGUUGACCAAAAAGGAGGAUAUCAAAUAAGCAUUGGUGAUCGCGUCUGGCUUCGUUCAGCUCGUACUGCCAUCCAUGUAGAUAAUAAAUGGUAUUCAUCCGAUGAUGAUUCCUUACCAUUGAUUAAUAUAACAUCUGGCAGUGGCUUCGAUCCACAACUAGGUGAUUAUCGAGAUUUUCAAUUGAAUUACGAUCUUGCUCGUGGUGGAAUACAUACGAUAAUCGUUGGUCAUAUUCGUGAUUGGUAUUCUAUUUCAGGAAUUUCAUUUCAUUUGGAUACCGGUGAUCAGAUUUUGACAAAUACUGUACCUCUUGGUAUGAAUGAUAUUCGUACGGUUUUUCCAUCGUUUCAUAUCGAGCAGAUUGAUGAUGGAGAUCAACGAGGAUAUUUCACAUUUGAAGGCGAAAUGGCAGGUGAUGACAAGAAACAUGCUGGUCGAUGGAUUUCAUCGAGUCAAAUUGUUGAGUCAGGAAUUGAAUCAGGUCCAAUUGUUAUUUUUAACCUAACUCAACAAGGCGAAGGUGAUCUGUUGAUUCUCUCGCCAUUUUCGCAAUUUAUGAGUAGUUCAUUUGUUCAAACGAAUACCAGCACAUUGGAAUAUGGUGUUCUGGGUUCGAUACUAUCGAUUCCUUCCAAUUACAAUCAUUCAAUGAUGGUUUUUUACUCACCGAAUGGCAUUAAUUUAGGUAUCAGAGAAUGGGGUCAAAUGAUGCAAAAAGAAUAUAAUCGAACACAGAAAUAUCGUUCCGCUGAUCUAACAAUCAAUUAUCUUGGAUAUUACACCGAUAAUGGUGGCUAUUAUUAUUAUAAUACAGAAAAAGGAGUAAAUUAUGAAGAAACUAUGGUAGAUAUUCGUCAACGACUUGCACUCCCAAUUCAUUAUUUACAACUUGAUUCUUGGUGGUAUUUUAAAGGUGCUGGCGACGGCGUUUCGAAAUGGAUAGCACGCCCGGAUAUAUUUCCUGAUGGCCUUGUUAAUCUACAUCGUCGNUUGAAUAUUCGUCUGUCGACAAGCUUUGCAUCGAACAAGCAGACGAUCGAGUAUAUCAAAAACCAGACGAUUUGUUGCACGUAA
Adineta ricciae is the source of this 1149-nucleotide messenger RNA. NCBI's taxonomy places the organism in Eukaryota, Metazoa, Rotifera, Eurotatoria, Adinetida, Adinetidae. The record is from the annotation of a GenBank genome assembly.